UUACGAUAACUAGAGGAGCAACCCUAGCUGCCGGGCCACGUACAAUUUGCGACCAAAAAUAACAAGAAGAAAUUAAAGCUAAAAAACAAUUAUGGAUGUGAUGCAGCGCUACGUUUCGCCCGUGAACCCGGCCGUUUUCCCCCACCUCGCCACCGUGCUCCUGGUCAUCGGAACUUUCUUCACCGCCUGGUUCUUCAUCUUCGUGGUGUCCCGGAAGAGCGCCAAGGAGAGCACUCUGAUCAAGGAGCUGCUGAUCAGCCUGUGCGCCUCGAUCUUCCUGGGAUUCGGCAUUGUUUUCCUGCUCCUAACCGUCGGUAUUUACGUAUGAGAUAUAUAAUAGGCAACGACCAUUCCGCAUAGAAAUAAACUAGAGAUCUGAUCGUGGGCGUGAACGUACAUGAGGCCUUCUUUUUAUUAAGGUUUGAUUUGUAAUUCCAUUUUCAAAGAUUCAAUUUGCGCUUAAAACAAUAUCGAAUAUACAUACAUAUAUAUUAUGCUAACAUA
Molecule: messenger RNA, 504 nt
Organism: Drosophila takahashii
Lineage: Eukaryota; Metazoa; Arthropoda; Insecta; Diptera; Drosophilidae
Gene: kud
Product: oligosaccharyltransferase subunit 5 kud
Biological process (GO): protein N-linked glycosylation
Cellular component (GO): membrane-bounded organelle
Source: RefSeq, a predicted model, not a curated record